Messenger RNA from Chondrus crispus (carragheen), 372 nucleotides. RefSeq lists its product as hypothetical. The record is from RefSeq and is a predicted model, not a curated record. NCBI's taxonomy places the organism in Eukaryota, Rhodophyta, Florideophyceae, Gigartinales, Gigartinaceae. The coding region runs from base 1 to 372 and encodes 123 amino acids. The transcript has a single exon.
AUGUCACCUUCCUGCCUAACACCACCUCUCCUUUUUGAAUUCAACUUGGCCGCCACUGUUCAAUCUACCCGAAUUCAACUUAGUCGCGACUGUUCAAUCGACCCCUCCUUGCCUACAUACCGUUUCCUAACAAGACAACUCCUCAACACACUCUCCGUCGCACAGCAACCACGGCUGAGCGACACCGGCUCACAACACAAAACGCCGCCUGCCAGAAUAUGCUCCCUCGUCCGACACAAUCCGCCCUACCAUGCGUCACAUUUCAACAAACAUCGACCCGAAAUCCAAAGCCGGCACCGUCCGCAUGGAAGCUGUCGAUGCAGAGGACAUGUGGCACCUGUACAAUCUCCUAGCCCCAGGAGAUAUCCUUAG